Messenger RNA from Pelmatolapia mariae (spotted tilapia), 2464 nucleotides. It is a transcript of the gene rexo4, whose product is annotated as REX4 homolog, 3'-5' exonuclease. Lineage: Eukaryota; Metazoa; Chordata; Actinopteri; Cichliformes; Cichlidae. Gene Ontology annotation, cellular component: nucleus. Gene Ontology annotation, molecular function: 3'-5' exonuclease activity; nucleic acid binding. The record is from RefSeq and is a predicted model, not a curated record. Gene Ontology annotation, biological process: DNA catabolic process; rRNA processing. The transcript is spliced from 8 exons. Bases 254 to 1540 code for a protein of 428 amino acids.
GGAAAACACUCUACGGCAUGGCUUCGGAGUGAGUGAAGUUUUACGAGUAAGCGAUUUUAUGUACAGUUCAGGGACGUGCUUCAGUGAUGCUCGUGUGCUGGACGAAAGGUGAGCUUAGUCUGGGGGAGACAUUUCUUACUGUCUGAAGUUGUUUGGCAACUCAAGUAACGGACAUCUGACAAGCCAGCGUGGCUGCACACACCUCACCAAGAAAAAUAUAAGGAGGUGAGGAUACGUGAGAUAGGUGAUCAUAAUGUCUAAGGUGGAGAAACAGAAAAAACACUUUCCCGCUAAAGCAUCUAAGCGGAAACCUAAUAAGAAAAACGGCAUAUUAAAAAAGAACGAGAGGCAUUGGUUUUACUCAGCUCCUGCAAACAAGGAGCAGGAAAAGCCUACAGCUCCACAAACUGCUCCUCCAAAAGACUCCCAGCAGUUCUCUGCCAACUGGAAAGCACUUCAAGAGGUGUUGAAGGCCAGUCAGUCAGAGAAGAAGCAGCCGGCGGCACCAAAACAUCAGAACGGCUUCUCGCCAAAGAAUGUCCAAGAAAAUACUUCUAAAAUAAUUUCUAAGAACAAUGCUGAACCAAGCCAGAGAGACACUGAGAAAAAAGCAGAUCACAAAACUGUUCCUAAGAGUUUUGUGUCCGGUAAGACUGGGGUCAACUCAAAGGUGUCGAAUCUCUCGAAGACUAAACAUGCUACUGCUCCAAAAAGAGAGCGGGAUAGCGGGAAACCAAACAGCCUACAGGCAGCUAAGAAGAAGAAGCUUGAAUCCGAGGAGAUUAAGCCCACAGAAGAGGACCUUUGGUUUGAUGACGUGGACCCGGAUGACAUUGAGGCGACAAUGGGAGCAGAAGCAGCCGAGAUCAUGAGGAAGAAGCAGGGCAAGGCCAAGGGUACGGCUGGUGCCUCGGCUAAUGACACAGAGAAGAGCCUGGUUAAGGAGAAUGCUUUUGAAGGCCUCACUAAAGCGGUGGCCAUUGACUGUGAGAUGGUGGGAGUUGGUCCUGACGGAGAGGACAGCAUCUUGGCACGUGUGUCAAUUGUGAACCAGUUUGGGAAGUGCAUCUAUGACAAAUAUGUGAAGCCCACAGAGAAAGUAACAGACUACAGGACAGCUGUCAGCGGCAUCCGACCAGAGGACAUCAAAGAUGGAGCGGAUGUACAGAUUGUACAGAGGGAGGUUGCUAACAUCCUGGAAGGGAGAAUAGUGGUUGGACACGCCAUACACAAUGAUCUAAAGAUUCUGCUCUUGGAUCAUCCGAAAAAGAAAAUCAGAGAUACUCAGAAAUAUAAACCCUUUAAGACGAUUGUAAAGAGCGGUCGACCCUCGCUCAAACUCCUUUGUAGAAAAAUCCUCGAUGUGAAGGUCCAAGAGGGCGAACAUUCAUCUGUCCAAGAUGCACAGGCCACCAUGAGGCUGUACACAAUGGUGAAAAAGCAGUGGGAGGCAGAGAUUAAAGUGAGUAGGAAAAACAAAUUCUUGGACAAGAAGAGCGAGAGAAAGGCCAAGCUUCCCAAAGACUCACUGAAUCACUGAGGAUUAUAAAUUCAAAACAAGCACGCAAGAGGACAGAUGAUCUCCUGAUCAGAGCAGAGCUGACUGAAGUGAUCAGAGGAUUCUUUUAAGAAGAAAAGAUAACUAUGUUUUUUGUUUAUUUUAAUGUGAGGGAUAUUGAACCUGUGAUUGUAUAAAAGCGUGACUUUCCCAAGCUUUUGUGAGAUCUGGCGCAACAAAAAGCGUGUUAAAUGCUUUCGCAGAUAGUGACCGGUUUCAUCAGCCUAAGUCGCUCGGGGAGAUCGUUGCAGGCUGUGAAAGACUUUAUCGAGUUGCAAAUCAAGAAGUUUUGUUCCUCAGUGUCCCAGACUGACUCAUGCAGGGAUUAGAAGAGAGUCUUUAUAUACAAAGUUUGUAAAAAUGUCUGUUUUUAAAGUAUAAAUAAAACAAAAGAUGUAAUUCAUUUAAUUCUGCUAAGCAUAUUUUUUUGUCCUCACAGUCUAAUACAACCACAGGAGGUUCAGAGCAAUGCAAACUCUUUUUUAAAAAAACUUAUUGCAUUUAAUGAAAGCUAAUGUCAAGACAUGAAUUGCUGCCUCACAUUUAGUUCAUGAUUACUGAGACUUCAUUUCCCAUUUCUCUGACAAACAUCAGAAAAGCCAUUAAAGAGGACAAAUGUUACUAUUUGCUGUGAGUGCAACCAAAUGUGCAGCUUAAAUCAUUUAUUACUCAAAUCCAGUAUUUCCUUACGUAAUCCCACGCAGGCCUUAUUUUGAUUUUUUCUUUUUACUAUGUCGUGGUGAUAAAGUAAGAAAUCCCCUGCCUGCCAGCAGUGUGUCAGCGUGAUUUGCAGCCCGGGAGCCGAUGCACUCUACGCUGUACUUUAUUGAAAUGAAGCACGCGCCCUCGGUCUGCAGCCUCCGGGCUUUAAAUUCAGGUAGCACAGCAGAUGCUGGUGUGCACUAA